UCUGCAUCGCCCUCCCUUCCGCCGGCCACCGGGCGCAUAAAGGCGGCGGGCGCCGAGAAGCGCGGAUCCUCCGUGCGCCCCACGCCGCUCCAUGGCCCCGCGCAGGCUGCUGCUCCUGCUGCUGGCGUGGCUGCUGGGCGCCUGGGGGCCGCUCUCGGCUCCCGCCGCUGCAAGAAGCGGCCCCACCGAGCUCCAGAAAGCCCCAGGUAAUUGCAGUGAGCCCCCUCAGGUACAAAAUGCAGAGGUUUCCAAAGGGAGCGGCGACGGCAACAAACUGCGGUACUCGUGCGUCAAGAAUUACAAGAGGAAAGCAGGCACGUCCAGCCUGGCCGUGUGCAGGGAGAACAUCACAACGAAAACGUUUCAAUGGGAGGUGCGCCUGAGCUGCAUCCGAGACCCUUCCCUGCCUGCCACCACAACAGAAGCUCCCAGAAGAGAGGCAGAGACUUCCACCACAGAGACUCCUCAGGCUGCUGGUGUUAACACUUCGGUGGCCUCCGCCACAGCCCCAUAUGUCAGCAAGACCCCCUCGCCAUCAGUCUCGAUCGCCGCACUGCUCAGGACUGCUAAACCAACUAGGCCUGGCAGGGGGACGGCAACCACCAGUGCCCCAGAGGUUGGCAGAUACACUCCUGGCACGGUCAGCGAAAGCUUGGCGAAAUGCAAAAGCACCACCGCGAAAGCCUCGCAGCCCGCGACUAGCAAGAGCCUCACGGCAGGAGACAGACCGACAGCUGUACCGCCAGGGAGAAUCUCCGGGGUCACCCCAGAGCCAAGCGUCCCGGUGCCUCCGAUCGAGAGACGAACAGGUUCCCUCCCCUUGAGGAUCGGAGUAUCUUGCCUAGUUUUAGUGGUGCUCCUGGUAGGAUGUCUUGCAUUCUCGUACCGUAGAAGAUGGCGUUCUGUUCAGGGACAGGCGGAUAUUCCACUGGAAGAGCAAAUCCCCAUGGCUGCCGAGAGGUCGGAACCAGGAGACCAGGCGCCCCCGGCUGCCGGCAGCCCCGAUGACCUGAGACCCACCGACGAAGGGGUUCGGAUGUUGCCGCCUCACUGUUCUCCCUCCAGCGGCUGAGCCCAAAACCACGCUGCCCUAAGAACUUCGAAAGGGGGAAGCAGUCUUGGGAGACAGGCAAACUCAGGGAGAAGCAAGUUUCGAAAUCCCUGGUGCAUGUAGUCAGACUGGGGAUGGAGCCACUCCCUCCUUGCGAAGCGUUUCCUAGGCAUCCAUCCCUAGGAAUUCUGCUGCGACAUUUUCUGUACCCAGGUUGCAAACAAAGUGGAUAUGUCUGUACAAGCACUGCAGCCUCUCCCGGUCUGUCUCCCAGAGGCAGAGAGAGAGAGAUAAGGAAAAAUAAGAAGUUGGGAAAACUGGAGAACAACGUCCCCCGAUGAUCAGAAGAUUCAAAGGAGCCUGAGGAGGAGGAGGAGGAACUGAAGAUGGAUGGAAGCUUCACCUGGAUCCCACUGGAGGCUCUGAGAAAGAAAGGUGGGAUGAGCGCGCCAGAGAUGUCGAGGGAGAAAGGAAGAUUUCUCAGCAGGAAGAAAACAUUUGACAGCCCUGGGAAGACAUGGCUGGGCUCAGAUUUGAAGCUGGAGAGGCAAUGGAUGAAGUUGAGGCGGCUGCGACGUCUUGGGUCAUUCCGGCUAAGGCUGCAAUUGACAUUGAUGCCCCAUUCAUUCUAAGGGGGCAGAUUUUAAAGGGAAUAGACGGGUCCGUAGAGGAUGGUGCUAUCAGUGACUACUAGUCAUGGCUGGUUGUACGCUUACCUCAAGGAUCGGGGCAGCUUGCCUCCAAAUACCAAAGCAUUUGGGGUUCAGAUAUGGAGAGAGCAGUGUUGUGCUCGCGUCCUGUUGUUUAUGGGCUGCCCAUAGGUGUCUAGUUGUUUAAUAGGGUGCUAAUUUAGGUAGGUCAUUCUUCUGGUCCAGUGGGGUUCUUCUCAUGUUCUUCAUAAGGGUCAAGAAAGCCCAAGGACCCAAUGGGCACAUACCCAAGUGAGCCCUUUGCUUCGGGGGGUGCUUGCAAGAAAGGGGGUCUUGAGGCCUU
This is a messenger RNA of Podarcis raffonei (Aeolian wall lizard), 2044 nucleotides long. RefSeq lists its product as uncharacterized. The transcript is spliced from 8 exons. Gene Ontology annotation, cellular component: plasma membrane. NCBI's taxonomy places the organism in Eukaryota, Metazoa, Chordata, Lepidosauria, Squamata, Lacertidae. The record is from RefSeq and is a predicted model, not a curated record. Gene Ontology annotation, molecular function: interleukin-15 receptor activity. Gene Ontology annotation, biological process: interleukin-15-mediated signaling pathway. The coding region runs from base 92 to 1072 and encodes 326 amino acids.